This is a messenger RNA of Psammomys obesus (fat sand rat), 3120 nucleotides long. RefSeq names its product protein kinase N3 (gene Pkn3). Gene Ontology annotation, molecular function: ATP binding; protein serine/threonine kinase activity; small GTPase binding. Bases 45 to 2804 code for a protein of 919 amino acids. Lineage: Eukaryota; Metazoa; Chordata; Mammalia; Rodentia; Muridae. Gene Ontology annotation, biological process: protein phosphorylation; signal transduction. The transcript is spliced from 21 exons. The record is from RefSeq and is a predicted model, not a curated record.
CUUCCGGAGCCGUAGUGGAGCGGAGGACUGGCCGGCGAGGCGCCAUGGAGCAGGAGGGGGCGGCGCGCCAGCCUGGGACUGGCCAGAGGGUCCCCAAGGAUGAGAAGGAGACCCUUCGUCGAGCUAUCCAGAAGGAGUUGAAGAUCAAGCAGGGCGUGGAGAACAUGCGGUGCGUGGCCACGGACCGACGCCACCUGGGCCACGUGCAGCAGCUGCUGAGGGCCUCCAACCGCCGCCUGGAGCAGUUGCACGGCGAGCUUCGGGAGCUGCAUGCCCAGGUUCUGCUGCCGGCCUCAGCCGAGCCAGUGGCCUCAGGACUGCAGCCACCACAGACAGAGCAGGCAAGAGCUCGGCACUUGGAGGCUUUACAAAGGCAGCUGCAGGUAGAGCUGAAGGUGAAGCAGGGGGCCGAGAACAUGAUUCACACCUGUGCCAGCGGCACCGCCAAGGAGAGGAAGCUCCUGGCAGCUGCCCAGCAGAUGUUUAAGGACAGCCAGCUGAAAGUGGCGCUGCUGCGAAUGAAGAUAAGCAGCCUGGAGGCCAGCGGCCCUCCAGAGCCAGGUGAGGCCUCAGAGCAGGAAGGGUGGCGCCCCGGGGCCAGGGCUAAGGGCUCAGCUCACCUCCUCCCUGCAGGCCCCGACUUGCUGGCGGAGGAGCUGCAGCACCGGCUUCGAAUUGAGACUGCUGUGGCUGCAGGGGCCAAGAAUGUGGUGAAGCUGCUUGGUGGCCAGAGAAUGCAGGAUCGCAAGGCACUGGCCGAGGCCCAGGCCCAGCUCCAGGAAUCUUCCCAGAAACUGGACCUCCUUCGGCUGGCCCUGGAAUUGCUCCUGGAGAAGUUGCCUCCCACCCACUCUCUGCGCAGCAGGGUGACCAGAGAGCUUCGGACGGCCCUGCUUGGGAACCCCCAGCCUUUGGGGACACUUGUGAAACCCAUUGCCCUGACAGGCACGCUGCAGGUCCGCCUCCUGGGCUGUGGACAACUGCUGACGGCUGUGCCUGGACGCUCUCCCAUGGCUGCCCUGGCAGGUAGCCCGUCUGAGGGCUGGCUCCGAACCAGGUCCAGGCAGCAGCGUGCUGGAGGUGAACUAGCCAGUGAGGUACUGGCUGUGUUGAAGGUUGACAACCGUGUUGUGGGCCAGACAGGAUGGGGACAGGUGGCUGAGAAAUCCUGGGACCAGGCUUUUACCAUCUCCUUGAACCGAGCCCGAGAGCUGGAGAUCGGGGUUCACUGGCGGGACUGGCGACAGUUGUGUGGUGUGGCCUUCCUGAAGCUGGAGGACUUCCUGGACAAUGCCUGUCACCAACUUUCUCUCAGCCUGGUGCCUCAGGGGCGGCUCUUUGCCGAGGUAACUUUCUGCGAACCUGUCAUUGAAAGGAGGCCUCGGCUGCAGAGGCAGAGACGCAUUUUCUCUAAGCGCAGAGGCCAGGACUUCCUGAGGGCUUCCCAGAUGAACCUCAGCCUGGCAGCCUGGGGGCGCCUGGUCAUGAGCCUGCUGCCCCCCUGCAGCUCACCGAGCACAGUCAGUCCCCCUAAAGGGCGGCCUCCAGCGGCAGCCUGCGGGACCUCCAACUCUGCCUCCCCCAGGUGUGCACCUUGCCCGUCUUCUCCUUCGCACAGUAGCUUCCUGCCCACAAAGACUCUCUCGGAAAAAGACAUGAAGCCUCCACCCAAGCCCCCGCGCCUCUAUCUGCUUCAAGAACCAUCCUCGGGAACUCCUAGCUUCAAGCGCCCCCACAUGGACUCUAGAACUGGAGCAGUGCCCGCCAUGGCGGCCUUACCCACCAGGAAACCCCCCAGGCUUCAGGACUUCCGAUGCUUGGCUGUACUGGGCCGGGGCCACUUUGGGAAGGUCCUCCUGGUCCAGUACAAAGGAACAGGAAAAUACUACGCUAUCAAGGCACUGAAGAAGCAGGAAGUGCUGGGCCGGGAUGAGAUUGACAGCCUGUACUGUGAGAAGCGGAUCCUGGAGGCUGUGGGUUGCACAGGGCACCCCUUCCUGCUGUCCCUUCUUGCCUGCUUCCAGACCUCCAGCCAUGCCUGCUUUGUUACUGAGUUUGUGCCUGGAGGAGAUCUCAUGAUGCAGAUCCACGAGGAUGUCUUUCCUGAGCCACAGGCCUGCUUCUACCUGGCCUGUGUGGUCCUGGGGCUGCAGUUCCUACAUGAGAAGAGGAUCAUUUACAGGGAUCUGAAGCUGGAUAACCUUCUGCUGGACGCCCAGGGAUUCCUCAAGAUUGCGGACUUUGGACUAUGCAAGGAAGGGAUUGGCUUUGGUGACCGGACGAGCACCUUCUGUGGUACCCCAGAGUUCCUGGCCCCUGAAGUUUUGACUCAGGAGGCGUAUACUCGAGCUGUGGACUGGUGGGGCCUGGGUGUGCUGCUCUAUGAGAUGCUAGUGGGUGAGUGCCCAUUCCCGGGGGACACAGAAGAGGAGGUGUUUGAGUGCAUCGUUAAUGCAGAUGUCCCGUAUCCCCACUUUCUGUCAGUGCAAGGACUAGAGCUCAUUCAGAAGCUCCUCCAGAAGUGCCCAGAGAAGCGUCUAGGGGCAGGAGAGCGGGAUGCCGAGGAGAUCAAGGUUCAGGCAUUCUUCAGGACGACCAACUGGCAGGCCUUGCUUGCCCGCACCGUCCAGCCCCCCUUCGUGCCUACUCUCUGUGGCCCUGCAGACCUCCGCUACUUCGAGGAAGAGUUCACCUGCCUGCCUCCAACCCUGACCCCACCAGUCCCCCAGAGUUCCCUCACACCUCGACAGCAGGCCGUCUUCCGGGACUUUGACUUUGUAUCUGAGCAGUUCCUAGAGUCCUGAGGGUCUCUUGACACCCCUGUCAGACUGAGAACCCUCUACUUUUCCAUGUGCCCAGGGCCAGGGUAUUUAAUGAGUGUGUGGGCUCCAGUGGGCGUGGGGCUGCUGCUGGAGGCUUCCCUCGGUGUCCUGGAGUGAGCUGUCUCUAGCCCCCACUAACACUCUUCUACUUCCUGGUAGUACCCAGGCCAGGAAAGGCCCGACAGCAGCACAGUCCGCUUUGUUUUUUUAAUACUUGCCUUUAUAGAGCAUUAAAUUAAUAAAACUGUACACUUGAGGUAGCCAGGCCAGGGGUUGUGGAGCGCCCCUCUCCCACUCA